Molecule: messenger RNA, 1712 nt
Organism: Struthio camelus australis
Lineage: Eukaryota; Metazoa; Chordata; Aves; Struthioniformes; Struthionidae
Source: RefSeq, a predicted model, not a curated record
CCUGGCGCCCAGGAGGUGAUGAAGGUGCUGCUGGAUCCACAGCUUCUGUCAGACCCCCUUUUUUUUUCCCAGGCUGCAGUGGCGUUUGAGGACGUGGCCGUCUAUUUCUCCCCCGAGGAGUGGGUAGAGCUGGAGGGAUGGCAGCGGGAGCUGUACCAGGAGGUGAUGAUGGACAAUUAUGAUCUGGUGGCCUGCCUAGGCUCUGUUGGCCCCACGUCCAAGCUCGUCCACAAAAUGGAGCCAGGGGAGGAGUCGCGUGGCGAGGUCCCCCAAGGAGAGCGGGGCAGAGGAAUUCCCGACACCUCUGCUCUCGCUGGCUGGGACAUGACCACUGCAGAGGACCUGUCUGAGGAAGACCAUCAGAGACACUGGGUCCCACGUGCCUCUCCAGAUGGUGGGCCAGAGGGGCUGGCGAUCAAAUACCCCAAGCUCUGUCCUAGCUGGUGUGAGGCAAAGCCUGGGGCCUGGGCAGGAGAUGCUCCCCAGGAGCUCCCAGGGUGGGACCGGAGGGAGCUGCUGUUGGACAUGCUGGAGGCAGGGAGUGAAGGACUCCUCAUCUGCGGCACCUGCGGGAAGAGCUUCGAGGAUGAGGCUACCCUGAGCGUGCACCAGCGUGAGCACCUCCGCCCGGUGCCCUCGUACGAGUGCACAGCCUGCGGGAAGGUCUUCCGCCACCACUGCAACCUCCUGACGCACAAGAAGCACCGAGGCAGAAGCCGCCACGCUUGCACAGAGUGCAGCAGGACCUUCUGCUUGAAAGGGGACCUCCUGCGGCACCGGGCAGGCCACGCGGGCGAGGGUGGCUACGUCUGCCCUCUCUGCGGGGAGAGCUUCCGCCACAAGCGCAACCUGCAGGCGCACAGGAAGGGGCACGCGGAGGACGCGCUCCACAAGUGCCCCGAGUGCGAGAAGCGCUUCCAGGACGAGGCCAGCCUGAGCCGGCACCGAGCCACGCACUGCGAGGAGCGGCCGUUCGUCUGCGGGCGCUGCGACCGCAGCUUCAGCUGGAAGGAGAGCCUGAUGAUCCACCAGCGCAGUCACACCCAGGAGCGCUCCCACAAGUGCCCUGACUGCGGCCGUAGCUUCAGCCGCAGCGGGAACCUCUUGGUGCACCAGCGCGUGCACACAGGCGAGCGUCCCUUCGCCUGCGCCCAGUGUGACAAGACCUUUUGCAACAAGGCCAAUCUCAUCACGCAUAAGAAGCUCCACCGGCGAUUCAAGUCCUUUGCCUGCUCCAAGUGCCGGCUAGGUUUCAGCUCCAAAAGCAAGAUGCUCUUGCACCAGCGGGCGCAUGGAGAGGGGGACAAGGUGACCUACGGGGCAGGGGACAACCCGCCGGACUUCCAGCAGUAGCUGGGGCUGCUUUUGAACAAGGCCGGGGAGUUUGCCUGCACGUGAAGGGGCCCUAAGGGCUGCAGCGGGACAUGAGGGGGGUCUUGUCCUGCUGGCUGCCAGAAGUGACCUUCCCUGGUAUUUGAUGCAUCCUUACAGGGCCUUGGUGCAGUGCAAGUUCAGGACCUCUGAGCCUUGCUCUCCUCAUCACCUUCAGACCUCUAAGAAAUCCCUCCAGGGCAUUCUCCCGUUUACCUCAUCCCCCCACACUUGCCCUGCCCCAUGCAUGCCCAGGAGGCAGUGUUCUCCCAGGAGCUCUCAAAGAGUUGUCCAGGGUUGUCUUGUUGUCAUUGUUUAUAUUUAAAGCCAGAAGAGAUUUA